AAUACUAAACUUCGAUUCCAUUACUUCUCUCUCCCUCUCUCCUUUUGUUUAUGUUUCUCUCUCUAGAAUGGAAGCCACUCAAGAAUAUUGUUACAGUUCAUACAUGACCGAUUCAAGAAACAUGAUCAACAAGGGAAAAAGAACUAAACGUCCAAGACCCUCUUCUCCUCUAGCUUUAACCAUGGCCUCCACCUCUUCCACCACCACUAGUGAAGAUGGUGACACAGAAAACCCUACUAAUAGCACCUUCCACAUGCCAACCAAUACUUCCAUUGAAUUCACAAAGAUUCUCCAAGAACACGAGGAAGAAGAUAUGGCCAACUGCUUAAUUCUUCUGGCUCAGGGCCAGUCUUCCCUGCCACCCCCACUGCACAACGAAAGUGCAGUGGAGGUGGCGAGGAAGUCACAGUUUUAUCUUUAUGAAUGUAAAACAUGCUACCGCGGGUUUUCGUCCUUUCAAGCCCUUGGUGGUCAUAGGGCUAGUCACAAGAAACCCUUUAAGCCUAAUGUGGAAGAUAAAAGUAGGCUAAGUAUGGCCAAACAAGAUGUGGAUGUUGAUCUUAGUUCUACAACGUUAUCUCUACAAAUUGGUUCGAACCAGGUGACUCCUUGUAACCCUAGUGGCUCGGUCAAGGUAACCAAGAUUCAUAUAUGUUCGAUAUGUGGUGCUGAAUUUGGUUCUGGUCAGGCACUAGGUGGUCAUAUGAGGCGACAUAGGUCCAUGUCCAUGGCUACAACCAAUUGUAGUGGUUCGAAUGGGUGUCAAGAAUCCAAGAAACCGAAAAGUGUACUAUCGUUGGACUUGAAUCUUCCGGCUCCGAUUGAAGAUGAUCAGAGGGAAAAGAAAUUCCCGUUUCGAUCGAGAGAUCAAAUGAUCACAUUCUCGAAUUCUUCUCUUGUGCAUUGUCAUUUCUAAAUUCAGACAUGUACCAUUUACGAUUUGUUAUUAUGUAAAGUGAUUCUUUGAAAUUCUUUUAGUUUGUUAAUAGAAUUGAUGAUUUGCAUGGUUGCAUUCUUUGAAGAUUAA
Molecule: messenger RNA, 1027 nt
Organism: Helianthus annuus (common sunflower)
Lineage: Eukaryota; Viridiplantae; Streptophyta; Magnoliopsida; Asterales; Asteraceae
Product: zinc finger protein ZAT5
Exons: 1
Coding region: 68-916 (282 amino acids)
Source: RefSeq, a predicted model, not a curated record